Molecule: messenger RNA, 2726 nt
Organism: Annulohypoxylon truncatum
Lineage: Eukaryota; Fungi; Ascomycota; Sordariomycetes; Xylariales; Hypoxylaceae
Product: Mif2/CENP-C like-domain-containing protein
Exons: 4
Coding region: 197-2182 (661 amino acids)
Biological process (GO): attachment of mitotic spindle microtubules to kinetochore; kinetochore assembly; spindle attachment to meiosis I kinetochore
Cellular component (GO): kinetochore
Molecular function (GO): centromeric DNA binding
Source: RefSeq, a predicted model, not a curated record
AAACAUCAACGUUGUUCCCCGCCCGCAAUUCUUGGUUUUCUCAUUUCCCUAUUUACUUUCGCGUUUAUCUGAUUCGAUUUCGAAUGCGCCCCUCGCCGCCAUAUACCAAAGUCUCCGUAUUAUCUAACUGUCACUUGAGCAAUUGGUAAAUUGAUCCGCCCGAGUCAUCGCACCGCCACCGCUAGUAGCCGUCGCUAUGCCGCCGAAACAAUCGUCGCAGCGGCGCAUUACGCAGUCGCAACACGAGGGGGUCUACGAGUUGGGAAAACAGGGAAGGAAAACGGGCAUUACUCUAGAAGAGCGUGAACGCGACGAGCAUGGCUUCGAAAAUGUCGAUGCACUAUUUUCAUCACCUGAGAAAGACGUCAAUAACGUCACGGCCAAUGGGACUAAUAGACGGGGCCGCGACGAGUCAGACGAGGAACAAACGAUGGAGAUCGAUGAUGAAUCUCAAAUGGGCCCAGCUACCAUUAUGAAGCAGCGUUAUAAUCGCCCUUCGCUACCGCGCGCUCGAUCACCUCUAAAGACAAACCUCCAGUCUCCAGCACGCCAAAAUCCACACCUAGGACCUACUUCUUCACCUACUCGAGGUUCUAUCGUCCCUGCACCAGAACACAGCUCGCCGAGGGCGGUCAACCGGAGGCUGGACUUUUCCCAAGGCCCCUCUCAAAGCAGGAUGAGGCCUCCAGUAAAUGGAGCUUCGAAAGUGAAUGGCACGAAGGCUAGGACCGGAAAACUUACCAAUGGUCAUGCUCGAGCUCAGGAAUCUGACGAAGACGACGAUGCUAUUCUACGAGGAAGACGAAACCAACCUCGAGAAGAAGAAGAGGAAGAGGAGGAGGAGGAACCAGAGGAAGAUAUGCAAGGCAUUGACGCCGGCGACGAUAUGGAUCUAGUGGAAGAGGAACAGGAUGACGCUCCCAUAGAACCCGAGCCUGAGCCCGAACCCGAGGAAGAGGAGGAAGAACCUAUCCCGCCGGCUAAGAAGCGCAGAGGUCGGAAGCCAAAGUCUCCUGUCGUACAAGAAGAAGAGGGUGAAUCUUCGAUGGCGUCCGCGCAAAGUCAAGAAGCCGAAGCCGAACCUGUGAAAAAGAAGCAAAGAGGACGGCCAGCGAAGGGAGCACAGUCGAAACAAUCUCCCGAAGCUGCAAAGCAACCCGCGAAACAACCUGCGAAACGAAGAAGAUCCGACAGAAAUUCAGGGAGCAGCAACAGCAACGUCGAGGAACAAGGAGAAGAAGAACAAGAGGACAAUGUGGAAGAGAGGGAGACAAAGCGCCAACGAAGCGACAAGAAAGAGGAUAAGGCUGCUUCAUCGAAGUCAACCGCAACAAAGCAAAAAGGAAAGCCUGGUCGCAAAAGGAAGUCAUCUGGAAUAGGAGUCGACCAACCCGUCGUCCAACGCGGUCCUCCUCUUCCCAAAGGCCGCGGACUCGUCACAUUGCAUCGAGAAGAAGAAGAUAACAUGCGCACUACACGAUCAGGCCGACAUUCGUAUAAGCCCGUAGCAUUCUGGAGAGGCGAACAAGUCAAAUACGAUAUCGGGGAAAAUGAUAUCUUCGAAGAUAAGAAACAGCGUUUCGUGAUACCAAGCGUAGCGGGCAUCAUACGCAAAACCGAGGUUGAAAACGAACCGCGAAAACGCCGUCCCGGACGUCCUUCCAAGCUAGCUAAGAAGGGCCGCCCAUCCGCGAUAAUAGAGGAAGAUGUGGAGCGCGACGACUGGGAGUACGACCCCGGACGCGUGGCAGGCGAGUGUAUAUUCUGGCGGCCGGACCAAGAGAACCAACCAGAUGACGGAGAGCUGGAGGUAGCCGAGGAGGAGCUGGCGAUCUCGGAGGCGGCGAUACAACUCAAGGACAUCAAGGACGCGACGUUCCGGUUCGCUAAGACGCUGACGAUGCCGUUCUUCGGCUCGGGCAUCGUGGAUAUGCCACCCGGCUCGGAGAAGCGGACGAAGAACUCUAGGAAAAUGCAGAUGGUCUUCUUCGUGCACGCCGGCAGCGUCGAGGUCACGGUCGCGCAGACGGAGUUCAGGAUCGGAAAGGGUGGGAUGUGGUUCGUUCCUAGAGGAAACCACUACAGCAUAUUAAACAACAGCUCGAUCCCGGCACGCAUCUUCUUCGCGCAGGGCUGCGAGAUGGUUGCUCAGCCGGAGGGCUUCGAAGGAACGCAGGAAUAGGUUUCCUUGCAAACCAGUCCUCGUCUUCGUAUCACAUCCUCUACGUAGUUACGAAAUGGAAUAAGGAGAGGGUUUUCUGUAGAAUCGUGGCAGCAUCGUUUACUUGUUUGUAAUUUUUGCUGUUUUGCGAAAUUAUAAUGUCUAAGGGGUCCCGGAGGGCGGUUUUCCGAAUCCUGUAUGUCUCAGAUCCCCAUGGUUAAGGCGGCAUUGCAUCAUCCUCGUCAUUGCUAUUCCCAUCGAUUUUUCACCGCCACUACAUCUCUCUUUUCCGCUCACGCAGGUUCCCGCCGAUCAAAUCAUACCGGCGUUUGAAGAUUUCCAAUUUCCCCAAUGGACUUAAACAGGGUUGAAGGGGUGUCGGGGAUGAGCUUUUUUAACACAUAUGUAUCUAUUACGCCGGGGGUUGCUUUCUGUCCUACCCAAGUAAAUACCUAGGUAGAGUGAGCUUCUCAUCGGGCAGGCUCUGAUUAGGAGCUUAGAGCUCGAAGUCACAAUACUUGGUCGUUGGUUGCUAUUUAUGAUACCAAAUCAAAAGUUCUUUUCA